UUAGGUUGGUAACUGUUUACAACUUAACAAAAUAGAUAAUUUCAACUUUGAAGAGUCGGUAAAAUAUUUAAAAAAUUUAGAAAAAGUUGCUGGAUUCUAAAUUAAAAAUCAAGAUUAUAAAAGCUUGGUAGACAUAUCUAGAAUUUUGAGAAGAGUGAAGCGUGUUGAUACGUUUUCAAAAUGCAAAAUACGGCAGAUUUGGUUGAAGAAGACGCAGCUGAUUUACAAUUCCCGAAAGAAUUCGAAAAUGCCGAAACUCUUUUAAUAUCUGAAGUGCACAUGUUACUGGAACAUCGUAAGGCACAAAAUGAAUCCGCCGAAGAAGAACAAGAAUUUUCUGAAGUGUUUAUGAAAACAUUAACAUAUACUAAUCGAUGUCGAAAAUUUAAAAACAAAGAAACAAUUGCUGCCGUACGAAAUUUAUUAAUGCAAAAGAAAUUACAUAAAUUUGAAUUGGCUGCGUUGGCAAAUUUAUGCCCUGAAACACCUGAAGAAGCUAAAUCAUUGAUACCUUCGUUGGAGGGGCGAUUUGAAGAUGAAGAAUUACGAAUUGUAUUAGAAGAUAUACAAACUAAACGUAGUUUGCAGUACUGAGUUUAUCAAAAUUUUAUUCUUUUAUUUAUGUUAUAUCGGAUGUUUAAAAAAUGGCUACUGUUAAAAAAUCGGUCAUUUUAAUUGAGAAAAUAACAUUCUAUAUUCUAUAAGACUUCGACUGUAAA
This is a messenger RNA of Chrysoperla carnea, 719 nucleotides long. RefSeq names its product DNA-directed RNA polymerase II subunit Rpb4 (gene Polr2D). NCBI's taxonomy places the organism in Eukaryota, Metazoa, Arthropoda, Insecta, Neuroptera, Chrysopidae. The transcript has 2 exons. Gene Ontology annotation, biological process: nuclear-transcribed mRNA catabolic process, deadenylation-dependent decay; positive regulation of translational initiation; mRNA export from nucleus in response to heat stress. Bases 181 to 594 code for a protein of 137 amino acids. The record is from RefSeq and is a predicted model, not a curated record. Gene Ontology annotation, molecular function: translation initiation factor binding; nucleotide binding. Gene Ontology annotation, cellular component: P-body; RNA polymerase II, core complex.